AUGGACUUCAAUGGUUCAUCGCCCUUUCCCGAGGGAGUCAUCUCCUUCCUUGACACCGACUUGUACAAGUUGACUAUGCAAUGCGCCGUCCUCAGGUACUUUUCGGAUGUCAAGGUCACAUACGCCUUUCACAACAGAACCCCCGAGAAGAAGCUUUCCAGAGCCGCCUUUCGCUGGCUUCAGAUCCAAAUCAAUAAACUUGGUAACAUUGCGCUCUCAAACGACGAACUCCGCUUCCUGCAGAAUACUUGCACGUAUCUGAAUAAACCCUAUCUCGACUUCCUCAAAGAGUUCCGCCUCAAUCCUCGCGAUCAAAUCGAGGCCUCCUUCACGCCCGAGAAAGACACUGGAAGUGAGGAUGACAUUGGUGAAUUCUGCCUGACGAUCAAGGGUUUAUGGGUGGAGACGAUUCUCUACGAGAUCCCGCUCUUGGCCCUGACGAGCGAAGCUUACUUCCGAUUCAUGGAUACCGAUUGGACAUAUGAUGGACAAGAAGACAAGGCCUAUGCUAAGGGAAUGCGCCUUCUCGAGGCUGGCUGUGUCGUUUCCGAGUUUGGAACCAGACGGAGAAGAGAUUAUCAUACGCAGGCGUUGGUAUUCCGAGGCUUGGUCAAGGCGAAGAAGGCAGGGGAGAAGGCUGGUCUGUCAGGCGCAAUUUCGGGAACAAGUAAUGUCCAUUUGGCAAUGAGGUUCGGGAUUCCUCCAAUUGGCACAGUCGCACACGAAUGGUUCAUGGGCGUCGCCGCUAUCACCGGAGAUUACAAGACGGCUACGACGACUGCAUUAAACCAUUGGGUUGACUGUUUCGGAGAAGGCGUUCUAGGAAUUGCACUCACGGAUACCUUCGGCACGUCUGUCUUUCUGGGAUCCUUCAAGCAACCUAUACCCCGCAUGACGACCACCGGGGAUGGCAAGACCUCCGAGGUACCUCUGGAAACUUCUUUGGACAAGAUCGAUGGAAAAGCAAAGACUUUUGCGGACGUUUUCGCUGGCGUUCGACAAGACUCUGGUGACCCUGCCGACUUCGUUAAGAUUAUGCGACGGUUUUAUGAUGAGCAAGGAAUCAAGGACAAGAAAACCAUUGUUUUCUCUGAUUCUCUAAAUAUCGACCUAUGCAUACAGUACAAGAAGAUAUCCGACGAUGCUGGUUUCAACACAACUUUCGGUGUUGGCACUUUUUUCACCAACGAUUUCAUCCACCAGAGUACCGGCACCAAGUCUACCCCACUCAAUAUUGUCAUCAAGCUCGGCUCCGCAGCAGGAAACCAAGCUAUUAAGAUUAGUGAUAAUAUAGGAAAGAAUACAGGUCAUAAGGAGACUGUGGAGAGGGUGAAGAGGGAGUUGGGAUAUGUCGAGAGAGAGUGGAAGGGUGGUGACGAAGCUAGUAGAUGGGGAAAAGAUGGCGAGCCAUUAAACACCUGA
Lachnellula hyalina is the source of this 1422-nucleotide messenger RNA. RefSeq names its product Nicotinate phosphoribosyltransferase (gene NPT1). Gene Ontology annotation, molecular function: nicotinate phosphoribosyltransferase activity. The record is from RefSeq and is a predicted model, not a curated record. Bases 1 to 1422 code for a protein of 473 amino acids. NCBI's taxonomy places the organism in Eukaryota, Fungi, Ascomycota, Leotiomycetes, Helotiales, Lachnaceae. Gene Ontology annotation, biological process: NAD+ biosynthetic process. The transcript is spliced from 2 exons.